Messenger RNA from Heterostelium album PN500, 243 nucleotides. RefSeq names its product dolichol-phosphate mannosyltransferase subunit 3 (gene dpm3). The coding region runs from base 1 to 243 and encodes 80 amino acids. Gene Ontology annotation, cellular component: dolichol-phosphate-mannose synthase complex; endoplasmic reticulum membrane. The transcript is spliced from 2 exons. Lineage: Eukaryota; Evosea; Eumycetozoa; Acytosteliales; Acytosteliaceae. Gene Ontology annotation, biological process: GPI anchor biosynthetic process. The record is from RefSeq and is a predicted model, not a curated record.
AUGUUCAAGAGAUAUCAAAAAGUUGCAAUUGUAACAGUUGUACUAUUUUCAUUGUGGCUUGCCAUUUUAUUAGAUUUCAUUCAAUUGAAUUUGUCACCAAGUUUGAGAUCUAUCAUCCCAGUUUUACCACUUUAUGCAUUGGUCACAUUUGGAAGUUACUCAUUAGGUUCGAUUUCAUACAAUCUAUUGAUUAUGAACGAUUGUAAAGAAGCUGCCGACAGUUUAUUUGAUGUUCGUAUUUAA